Schistocerca gregaria is the source of this 3576-nucleotide messenger RNA. RefSeq names its product GRIP and coiled-coil domain-containing protein-like. The record is from RefSeq and is a predicted model, not a curated record. The coding region runs from base 1 to 3576 and encodes 1191 amino acids. Lineage: Eukaryota; Metazoa; Arthropoda; Insecta; Orthoptera; Acrididae. The transcript is spliced from 3 exons.
AUGGACCAGGACAGGAUGAACAGUAUGGACCAGGACACGGUGAACAGUAUACACCAGGACAGGGUGAACAGUAUGGACCAGGACAGGGUGAACAGUGUGGACCAGGACAGAGUGAACAGUAUGGACCAUGACAGGAUGAACAGUAUGGACCAGGACUGGGUGUACCGUAUGGACCAGGACAGGGACAGGGUGAACAGUAUGGACCAGGACAGGGUGAACAGUAUGGACGAAGACAGGGUGAACAGUAUACACCAAAACAGGGCGAACAGUAUGGACCAGGACAGGGUGAACAGUAUGGACCCGGACAGGGUGAACGGUAUAUACCAGGACAGGGUGAAAAGUAUGGACGAAGACAGGGGUGAACAGUAUGGACAAGGACAGGGUGAUCAGUAUGGACCACGACAGGGUGAAGAGUAUGGACCACGACAGGUUGAACAGUAUACACCAGGACAGGGUGAACAGUAUGGACCAGGAAAGGGUGUACAGUGUGGACCAGGACAGGGUGAACAGUAUGGACAAGGACAGGGUGAACAGUAUGUGCGAGGACAGGGUGAACAGUAUGGACCAGGACAGGUUGAACAGUAUGGACUAGGACAGGGUGAACAGUAUACACCAGGACAGCGUGAGCAGUAUGUACCAGAGCAGUGUGAACAGUAUACACCAGGACAGGGUGAACAGUAUGGACCAGGACAGACUGAACAGUUUACACCAGGAAAGGGUGAACAGAUUGGACCAGGACAGGGUGAACAGUAUGGAUCAGGACAAGGUGAACAGCAUGGACCAGGACUGGGUGAACAGUAUACACCAGGACUGGAUGAACAGUAUGGGCCAGGACAGGGUGACAGUAUGGAGCAGGACAGGUUGAACAUUAAGGACCAGGACAGGGUGAGCAAUAUAGACCAGAAGUGGAUGAACAGUAUAGACCAGGACAGGUUUAACAGUAUGGACCAUUACAGGGUGAACAGUCGGGACCAAGACAGGGUGAACAGCAUGGACCAGGACAGGGUGAACAGUAUGGAUCAGGAGGAGGUGGACAGUAUACACCAGGACAGCUUGAACAGUAUGGAUCAGGACAUAGUGAACAGUAUGGACCAGUACAGGGUGAACAGUAUGGACCAGGACAGGGUGAACGGUAUGGACCAGGACAAGGUCAACAGUAUGGACCAGGACAGGGUGAAUGGUAUGGACCAAGAGAUGGUGAACAGUAUACACCAGGACAGAGUGAAAAGUAUGUACCAGGACAGUGUGAACAGUAUACACCAGGACAGGGUGAACAGUAUGGACCAGGACAGGGUGAACAGUAUGGACCAGGACAGGGUGAACAGUAUGGACCAGCACAGGGUGAACAGUAUAGACCAGGACAUUGUGAACAGUAUGGACCAGGACAGGGUGAACAGUAUGGAACAGGACAUUGUGUACAGUAGGGACCAGAACAGGGUGAACAGUAUGGAUCAGUACAGUGUGAACAGUAUGGACCAGGACAGGGUGAACAGUAUGGACCACGACAGGGUGAAGAGUAUGGACUGUGACAGGGUGAACAGUAUACACCACUGCAGGGUGAACAGUAUGGACCAGGACAGGGUGUGCAGUAUGGACCAGGACAGGAUGAACAGUAUGGUCCAGGGAAGGGUGAACAGUAUGUGCGAAUACAGGGUGAACAGUAUGGACCAGGACAGGGUGAACAGUAUGUACGAGGACGGGGUGAACGGUAUGGACCAGGACAGGGUGAACAGUAUGGACCAGGACAGGGUGAAAAGUAUGGACGAAGACAGGGUGAACAGUAUGGACCAGGACAGGUUUUACAGUAUGGACCACGACAGGGUGAAGAGUAUAGGCCAUGAUAGGGUGAACAGUAUACACCAGGAGAGGGUGAACAGUAUGGACCAGAAGAGGCUGUACAGUAUGGACCAGGACAGGGUGAACAGUAUGGACCAGGACAGGGUGAACGGUAUGGACCGGGACAGGGUCAACAGUAUGGACCAGAACAGGGUGAACGGUAUGGACCAGGACAGGGUGAACAGUAUACACCAGGACAGCGUGAAGAGUAUGGACCAGGACAGAGUGAACAGUAUGGACCAGGAGAGGAUGAACAGCAUGGACCAGGACAGGGUGAACAGUGUAGACCAGGACAUUGUGAACAGUAUGGACCAGGACAGGGUGAACAGUAUGGAACAGGACAGGGUGAACAGUAUGGACAAGGACAGGGUGAACAGUAUAGACCAGGACAGAGAGACCAGUAUGGACGAGGACAUGGAGAACUGUAUGGAUCACGACAGGGUGAACGGUAUGGACCAAGAGAGGAUGAAAAGUAAAGACCAGAACUGGGUGAACAGUAUGGACCAGGAAAGGGUGAACAGUAUAUACGAGGACAGGGUGAACAGUAUGUACCAGGACACUAUGAACAGUAUGGACCAGGACAGGGUGAACAGUAUGGACCUGGACAGGGUGAGAAGUAUGUUCAAGGACAGGGUGAACAGUAUGGACCGGGACAGGGUGAACAGUAUGGACCAGUACAGGGUGAACAGUAUGGACCAGGACAGGGUGAACAGUAUGGACCACGACAAAGUGAAGAGUAUGGACCACGACAGGUUGAACAGUAUACACCAGGACAGGGUGAACAGUAUGGACCAGGACAGGGUGAACAGUAUGGACCAGGACAGGGUGAUCAGUAUGUGCGAGGACAGGGUGAACUGUAUGGACCAGGACAGGUUGAACAGUAUGGACCGGGUCAGGGUGAACAAUAUGGACCAGGGCAGGGUGAACAGUAUACACCAGGACAGCGUGAGCAGUAUGGACCAGGACAGGGUGAACAGUAUACACCACGACAGGGUGAACAGUAUGGAUCAGGACAGGAUGAACAGUAUUGACCAGGACACGGUGAACAGUAUACACCAGGAUAGGGUGAACAGUAUGGAUCAGGACAGGGUGAACAGUGUGGACCAGGACAGAGUGAACAGUAUGGAACAGGACAGGGUGAACAGUAUGGACCAGGACAUUGUGAACGGUAUGGACCAGGACAGGGUGAACAGAAUGUACCAGGACAGGAUGAACAGUAUGGACCACGACAGAGUGAACAGUAUGGACCUGGACAGGGUUAACAGUAUGAACCAGGACAGGGUGAACAGUAUGGACCAGGACAGGGUGGAAAGUAUACACCAGGAAAGGGUGAACAGAUUGGACUGGGGCGGGGCGAACAGUAUGGACCAGGAGAGGGUGAACAGUAUGGACCUGGACUGGGUGAACAGUAUGGGCCAGGACAGGGUGAACAGUAUGGACCAGGACAGGGUGAACAGUGUACACCAGGACAGCGUGUGCAAGAUGUACCAGGACAUCGUGAACAGUAUACACCAGGACAGGGUGAACAGUAUGAACCAGGACAGUGUGAACAGUAUUGACCAGGACUGGGUGAAAAGUAUGGACCAGGACAGGGUGAACAGUAUGUACGAGGACAGGGUGAACAGUAUGGACCAGGACAGGAUGAACAGUAUGGACCAGGACAGGGUGAGCAGUGUAGACCAGGACAUUGUGAACAGUAUGGACCAGACAGGGGAAACAGUAUGGAUCAGGGCACUGUGA